Molecule: messenger RNA, 2426 nt
Organism: Dreissena polymorpha
Lineage: Eukaryota; Metazoa; Mollusca; Bivalvia; Myida; Dreissenidae
Exons: 6
Coding region: 1519-2061 (180 amino acids)
Source: RefSeq, a predicted model, not a curated record
AAUCAUAACCAUAUAUGUCACAACACAAACAUCUAUAAAUAAACGUUAUGAAUGAGUGUAAUAUGACCAUAUAUGAAGAAAGCGUAAUCAAAUAACGUGCGAGGGGUACCGAAUGGAGAAACAAUCGUUGGAAUAAUCUCCCCUUUUGAUUGCACACGAGCUUUCAAACGGUUGAGAUCCGGUGCCCAAGACAGGAGAAAAGUGAACCGUAUUGCUGGGGACUCCAAUGCUCAUCGGAUUAAGGAUAUUCUUCCUGAUGAUAUAGCUGUCAAAUGCCUGCCAAUCUCUGAUGAGAAUAUGUAAUGACAAUGGUAUAGAACAGUAAUUACAGUUUCAGGUUUGUUUCUAUUAAUGGUAUCACAUGUACACAUUUUUCUAAACGUUAAAACGAAAUGAUUAAUGAAAUAAACAAAAGGUUACCGUUUAAACGGUAUCCAUAUGUCAGUUAUAAAAGCGUCAUUGACAUCGCAUUUCCAAACUGAAAGUAAUGAUUAUUUCCAGAAGUUAUAUUCAGAUCAUAACCCAUUUGGGCAAUGACGUCAUAUUAAAACCAACUGUUCUUGCCGUUGUUGAGUCAUUGGGUACACAUUUUCUACUUACAUGCCGUAGUAUUUUAUAACAAAGACAAAUAAAUAUUGAUCCCACAUUUCUUCAAUAAGACUACACCUGUGUAAAUUUUUUAUUGUUUUCUACCUAACAAGAUGUACAUAAAAACGAGUAUCUGUUUAUGAAAUUAAAAAUGAAUUCUGAUGAAUAAAUGUCGGAAAAAAUUUCCUCAUGCACGUUGUGCUGACGCGCGUCAAAUGUUCAAGACAAUUCGGGGAAUGAUCAUGCAACAAAUAGCUGGAAAAUUUUCCCGAGCACUUUGUGCCGACGUGUGUCAAAUAUUCAAGCCGUCUAGGUCGUACAUGGUGUUUUGUUAUGUUUACGCUGUUGUGAAUAAGGGCCAUCUGGCACACAUGAUACAAAUGUAUACCAGUCUUUUUUUAACAGCUUUUAAUAAGUUUUGCAACAUUGUAACGUAAUGAACUAAAAUGGAUUAUGUUGAUAUCAACAGUCGUUUAAAUGUUUACUGUUUUUGUAAACAUUUUUGAGAAAACACGAAAUGCCACCAUUUAAACGUGAUACUCAUAGUUUCUAUAAAUGAUGUAAUUAUUUCAUUUCUUUAUACUUAAACAGUUCAAAUGUCAAGUCCUAAGCUUCGUAUGAUUACAGUAUUUGUCAUCAAUAUAAAGUUAAACUUAUUAUGCUGAUGUGCAAUGAUUGGCAUCAUUGCGUUUUCUAACUAAUUUGCAUGGUUAUAUAUUUUAUUUAAGCGUGUGGAAUAUUUUACAGAUUGUAGGGAAUUGUAAUUGCAAACUUUUCAUUUUAAUCUUGAGGCAAAGCAUGAAUUUUCCUUGUGUAUUCAUUCAUGUAUAUUUGUGAUUUAUUUACACAGACAUUCGCCAACUCUGUUUUCAAAGGUGCCAAAUUUUCUUGUGAUCGUUUUUCCAUGCAUUGUUGAGAGACUUGCGGAAGAUGGAUGUUCAACAGCUGUAUCUUCAUCUAGGCUCAAAUGACAUUCUUACGAAUGAAGCGGUGUUUUACCGAGUUGUAGCUGACUUGUGCGAUUUGGUGCAUCAGGAGGCGCACAAUCGGUGUCCAGAAUGCAGGGUUGUUUGCUCCAACGAAGACGCUUUGCUGAGCCACUUCUGCAGUCGCCACAUCAAGCAACCAGAGACUGGAAAAGAGAGUAAAAUUAAGCUGAUAGGCUCACCAAUGAUUGCAUCUGCUAAUCAUGAACUCAACGAAGUCAGCUCAAGGAAGUGGAAGGCAUGCUUGGAAAAUAGAAGUUUCCAUUAUGAAGGAACAUACAAACAUUUCCCACCCACCAUGUGGAUCAAGAUGUUUGGGCUGAUGAUUCUGGGUCGUAUGUGUGGACAAGGUGGUCUUCAUAACAUCAUGAUGCAGCUGUGUAUUCAACAACAUGUUAACCUGUCCCAGCGGAUGUUGAUGCUCUUAAAUGAUGUUGAGAACAAUCCAGGACCGGUACUUUAUGACAAAAUAUACAUUGUUUAUUGAAUAACUAUAUAUAUUUAUUUUAACAUUAAAGUGAUUUUUUUCUUGCAGUUUUGUGCCUUUUGUUACUGAGAACUAUUUUAUCAUAUGUUGGUGAUUGAAACCCAGGACCUGUAAGUGCUUCUUAAUAUUUGCAACAAAUGACAAAUCAUGUUAAGUUUUUGAAACAUCUGUUUUUUGUUCAGUUAAAGGACAUAUUGAACUCACUAAUUGCUAAGUUAACUUAGAUGCAUCAAGUUUUUAUUGAUGAUUUCUACUUUCUGUUGAAUCAUUAUCCUUUCCAAAGCCAGAGAGAUAUAGUGUUGGCGUUUUCCAUCGGUCAGUCUGUCAGUCCAUCCAUCUGUUUGUUACAAACAUUUUAGGGCUUC